AUGGAUAACAGAAAUUCCAAAGAAUUAACUACUAGUCGUUCGCAAAGAAAAAUGUCUGAACAGGAAUCUUUGAAAAAUUUUAAAGUAGAUAUUAAAGAAAUUCGGAAGAAAUUCGAAACUUUAAACCCUGAAAGUGACAAAUCUACGGUUGUCAAACGAUUCUCAGCUUCUUAUGUUCCUGAAGCUCCUCUGCGGAAAAAUAGGGCAGAAAAUUUGUCUUUGAAAGGAAAUAAAUUCGCUAAGACUGAGCGCGUUUCUGAAACUAAAAAAGAAAUAUCUAUGUCAUCUCAUUCUAAAAUUUUAAAAAAUAACAGUGAACCGAUUUCGGUUAAAGAGAAAACAAAACUUUUUGAAUCAAAUGGAAACGACACUGAUGAUGCUCCAAAUAAAGAGCCAGUAAAAAACUUCUUUGAUACUAAAACGUUAGUUUCACGAGAUAGUUUUUCAAAUAUUAACUCAGAUCACAAAGACAUUGCAAUUCUCCUAAGUAAAGCUGCAAAAGACGAUCCACAAUUCAACAAACAUACUCCUCCUGCCAAACCUCCUAGAAGUUUUAAUCAUUCCAGUGUUAAGCAAGAGAGUUUAUCUAACGUUUCAAAUAGUAACAGUCCUUUUUCUAAUGAUAUUAAGACAAAGGGGAAAGACAAAAUGUCCGUCCGGAAUGAUGAUAAAUGUUUACAGUCAGUUAAAAAAACUGAUUCAUCUAAUAAAACUCCAGUUAAAGUUUUAACUAGUACAACCCCACAAUCGCAAAGAGUUUCGAAAAAAGCACAGGGAAUUGUCAAUUAUCUCAGAAAUAUAUCUACUACUGCAAAUAACAUUUGUGAUAAAGUCAAGCAAAAAAAUCCUAAAAUAUUUGUAGAUUUGACGCCAACAACAACUAGUCCACCCAAAAGAUAUGGAACUCUGAAGAGAAGUCUCAGCGAAGAGCAUAUUUAUGCAGAGCCAGCUUCUAUUCUAAAAGUGGAUACAGGUCAAAAAUCCCCAGAAAAUAAGGCAUUGGAGCAACCACUGCAUUAUAUGUGUACUCCUAUUAUUAAAGCUUAUCCAAACGAAGAAAAAACUGCUAAAAACAAGCUCAGCAGUCUUUCUAUGAGAAACAUGAUUUAUGAAUCAUUUUCGUCGCUUCGAGUGCAAGCAAAAGACAGCCAGGAUUCAUCAACCGAAAAUGGCCCAGAUGGGAGUGAUUCAGAAAUAUCAAUGAAGGCUAUUCAGGACAGAAUAAUUUAUGUUAAAUCUGUUAGAAAGCAGAUUUCUGCUUCUAGUAUGUGCCUUUCCCCGAAGCUGUUUGAAGCUUUGUUCAUCAUAAAUAUAUCUGAAAACCAGCCUGAAAUCACUUCAUCUUUCCCAUCAAAAAUCCCUGAGCUCUACAAUUAUCCUCUAUUGCCACACAUUUGUUUCCCUGAUGAUCAAUUGUACAAUUGUACAAAUGUGUAUCAAAGUGAGAUAUUUGAUUUUUCUCUUCUUGACAAAGAGGAAAAAGUUUUUGGAUACUGUCUAAGGAUAUUGGGUUGGCCAUCAAACAGCCUAGGAAAGAAUCCUCUAUGUGUAAAGCUUCCUGUUGCUAUUUGUAUAUUAAGUAGUUUCAGUGCAUCUGUUUUUUAUAAGAAAGUCCUAUCUGAAAUUGAGAAGCAUCUUACCUUACGUAGAGAAAAAUUCUACAAGUACUUAACAUCACUUAGAAAAUUAGGUGUUCCAAAUGCUGGUGCUAGCUUGUCAAUUCCUGAUUACACAGAAAGUGAAAUUGAAGAGAGAGUUGUCAUUUCAAGAGCUUUAGAUUCUCAUAUUGUUGGAUUUGAGCUGACACGAGCACUUCAGCUACUUGAUGUCGAUAUUCUUGUAAAAUCUGUUGCCUCUUUGCUUCUAGAAAGACGUCUCUUACUUGUUUCUUCUUCUUCAUGCAAUCUUUAUCAGUGUUGCAAAGCAAUAUCAUCCUUAUUGUAUCCUUUUGAAUGGCCUCACUUAAUCAUUCCUGUCCUACCUGCAUGCUUGAUUGUUUACUGUUGCUCAGAACUUCCUUACAUUCUUGGAAUUUCAAGCAAUAAUAUAAAUGCCGUUUUGGAUCUCCUUGUAGAACAAGAGUUGCUUGUCAUAGAUGUUGAUAAAGGAAUGAUUAUGAAAUCUUAUAAUGAUGAAGAAACUAUUUUGCCCCGAAAAGCUCAAAAAGGUGUACAUACAGCACUUAAUCUUGCCAAAAAUAUGACAGAUCCAACUGAAAUGCUGCGUGAUAUUAUGAUCUCUGAAGCUUUUGUGCACAUGUAUGUUGAGAUGCUUGGGCAUUAUGAAAAUCAUUAUGGUGAAUUAAAUGGAGAUCCAGUAUUUAAUAAAGAAGGAUUUCUUAAAAAUGGCUGCACACAAAACAUUCGUUCCUUCCUGCAGUGGUUUUCAGAAACUCAAAUGUUUGACACAUUCCUAGAAGAAAGCAAGUGGAGAAUGAAGUACAGAAAUAUCUGUCAGACACAAAUUCGAACUUUCUUUGAAAAAAGAAUUGAUGAAUAUAAAUGGGAAUUAUCACAUGAAAAUGAAAAAUUAUCUAAAAUCAUUGGGAAAACUGUCAAAAACUUGGAUUCAAUAGCUUUAAAAACUAGAAUUAGUGUUCCAAAAAUUUAA
Messenger RNA from Uloborus diversus, 2610 nucleotides. RefSeq names its product DENN domain-containing protein 2A-like. NCBI's taxonomy places the organism in Eukaryota, Metazoa, Arthropoda, Arachnida, Araneae, Uloboridae. The transcript has 17 exons. The record is from RefSeq and is a predicted model, not a curated record. Bases 1 to 2610 code for a protein of 869 amino acids.